AUGGGCGUGGGAUGGGUCGUACAGCGGGAUGGGAUGGGAUGGGCUGCGAUCGAGGGGAUGGUGGUGCAUGGUCGACGGUGUCCGAGUACCGGCUCGGCCGCCGGUCCGUCGCCGGGAAAAUUUUCCGGCCAGUUUUCCGGCGACCCGAUUUUUUUUUUCUCGGAGGGAAUCGUCCGUGGCUCGAUUGUUUUCGCGCUUGUGCGGCUUUGGCUCGGUUUUCUAGUGUUUGUAGGCUCCAUGCUCGCGCAUCCAACUACAUACCUACUAUCCGCCUCGGUUUCUUUCACGGGCAUUUAUUUCCUCGAUGGACGGAUCCGGGGCCGGUGUUGCGUACCUAACAGAAGGGAAUUGUUGAGUUUGGCUUCCUCCGUUGUUCGCGGUUUCUGCUUGGCUGGGAUGUCGCGAACACACAAGCCGGCACUUGUGAUCCUCGCACCUUGGCAUCGAACGAUGCCUUGA
Messenger RNA from Microthlaspi erraticum, 459 nucleotides. NCBI's taxonomy places the organism in Eukaryota, Viridiplantae, Streptophyta, Magnoliopsida, Brassicales, Brassicaceae. The record is from the annotation of a GenBank genome assembly.